AGAAACAUGGAAACACGAGAGUUUAUAUAGCGCACACUCUAAAUGAUAAUGGAGAAUAAUGAAAAAAUAAAGGAAUUAGAAGGAAAGAUUAAAGUGUAUGAAGACGAAAUCCUCAAAAAAGAUGAGUUAAUUCAAAAGUUAUCCAGUAUGGAUAUUGGUCAAUUUAAAUCUACUGAACAGAAACUUACUGGUAAUAGUAAUAGUAAAGAACAUGAAGAGUAUCAACAGACAAGUAUAAAACGUGAAGAUCUUGCAAAAUUACGAAGCAAGGUUGAACAAUUAUGUGAAAAAACAUUAAGUCAAGAAAGUGAAUUAAAAGCAAAAUCAACCCUGUUAACUAAAGCGGAAACAGAUAUUAAUAAAUUAACAAAUAAAAACAAUGAAUUAAUAUCUGAAAAUGAAAAAUUAAAAAAACAAUUAAAUGAUUAUACAACAAGUAUGAAUACAAAAAUUACUGAAUAUGAAAUAUGUAAUAAAAAAUUGAAUGAAUCAAAUCAAUUAUUGAAAACUGAACAAAAUAAAAUAGAAGAACUAAAGAAGCGUUUAAAUAAACAAAUAGAAGAGAAAGAAAAAUCUGAUUAUCAACUUGUACAAAAUGAGAAAUGUUUAGAAAAUUUCAUUACAAAAAUGAUUCAUAUAUUUGAUACAUUUUUAAAAAAUGAUGAACAUUUAAUGAUUGAUUGGAAAAAUGAAAAAAAUUUAGAAGAUUUAAUAAGUAAAGCUAAAGAUGUCGUCAAUGAAAAUUUAAAAAAUAAAGGACGUAUUCAAGAUUUAUUGGAUCGACUAAAACAACAUGAAAAUGAAAAUGCCGAUCAAAAAAGUAGUAUGAAUCGUUUAGGUGAAUUAUUAACUAAGAAUGAUCGUUAUGAACAAGAAAACAGAAAACUAAAUCAGGAAUUAGAAUAUAUUCGAUGUAAUGAAAAAGCUUUAGAAGAACGAAAUCGUGUAUUGAAUAAAGAAUUAAUUGAUUCACAAUUACAUAUAAGAGAAUUAGAUAAACAAUUACAAGAUACAAUCAGUAAAAAUGAGAAAAAUCAUUGGAGUAAUCAAAAUAAAUAUGAAGAAGAUAAUUUAUUAUUUCGGAAUUCAUUGGCUUCAUUGCUAUCGUACAAUAAUUUCCAAUGUAAUCCAACUGAAAUAUCUAUCAAAGAAAGUAUUAGAAAGUUUAUGAGUGAAUUACAAGAACAAAAAGAUUUAUAUUCAAGACUUGAAAUUCGUUUAUCAGAUACAUUAAGACGUUUAGAUCAUUCACAAGCUUCUAAACACGAAAUGGAACGUAUGUUAGAGAAAACGGAACAUGAAUGUUUUGAUCUGCGUGAACAGAUUAGACGUCUAGAAACAGAUUUGAUAAAUUCUGAUAUGGUAAAGCAAGAACAACGCUCAGACAAAUUAAAAAUUUUCUCGUAUCUCUGUAAACUUGCAGCAAAAGUAAGAAUAGAUGAAAAAGUUGCUUCAGGAAUGAGAUUUGAUGAAUUACAAGAAGUCAUUUUGACAAGAAUUGGACAAAUAAUGAGUGGUGAAUACACUAUGUUAAGUGAUGUUCAAGCUAAUGCUGAUCGUAUAAAUGGUUUAAAUCGUAAAGUGAAAAGAUUACAAGAUCAACUAGCAAGUAGAGAAAUACAAUUAGGUUUAUGGAAAGAGAAAGCUAGUAAAUUAGAAGAUCAAUUAUCCGGCAUAACUGAAACUGAAAUGAAAGCUCAUGCAAAUAAAAUUGCAGCGGAAAAAUCAGCUAUCAAUGCUAGAAGAUCAGAAUUAGAAGUAUCUAGAUUAAAAGAUGAGUUAACUCGUUUAAAAGCGGAACUAUUAGAUUUUAGUGAUGCUAAAAUUAAUGUAGUUAAGUAUGAAGAACAACUAGGUGAGCUAACUAAACAAAACAAAGAACUAGAAUGUAUACGUCAAAGUCAAGCGACUAAAAUUGCUGAGUUAACAGAAAAAAUGGAAUUACAAACAAACGAGGAUAGUGAUAAUCGUAAUCGAUUAGAAGAAGAAUGUAAAUGUUUAAUAAAUGAAUUACAAUCAACUAGAAAGUCAAUGGAACAACUUCGACGUUCUGAAAGAGAGCUUUUGGAAUUCAGAGCACUUGUUGGUCGUCUUCUUGGUUUAGAUGCAGAAUUAUUAACAGUACCUAAUUAUGAUAUUAUCAGUCGUUUAGAAACAAUAGUUACACAUAAUCAAUUUGCUCAUGAUAAUCCAAUGUUGUUACAUAUGAAUGAUGCACAUUCACCGAAUAGAAAAUCAAGUUCAUUGACCAAAGAUACUGGCUUGCAACGAAAUACAACGGCAGAUUGUUAUGUGGCCGGACCACAUUCAGCUAAAACAAGAUCUAAACAAGGGAAAUUUUGGUGAAUAUGUUUGUAUAUUAUUUAAGAUCAGUGUUUUUAUCAAAAGCACUCUUGGAUAUCAUUUUCACUUAGUUAUUCAUUUUAACUAGCAAGGUAAUGUGAUAUUAUUCAUUUUUUCAUAAUACCUAAUAUUAUUCAUUUCAUGUAUAGUAACAUAUUUUUGUCAUAAAAAUAAGUUUAAUUAUCCCUUUCCUGUUUUUUAAAAUAAUUUAUUUAAUAAAGUCAUAUUGAUGAUAAUUGUUUGUCCGAAUAGAUCAAUCUAUUCGUUCAUUGAGAAAAGACAAGCACAUUACAAUCAAUGAAUAGAUAUAGAUAUUUCUAAAUGAAUUCAAGAUACUUCAUGUACUGUAUUUAGGUCAAUUUAUUUCGAUCAGUUGAAAAUCUAGCGAAUGAAUAAUGAUGAAAAAUAUUCUUGUUUUAGAAAAAAAAAGCGAAACACAUUGUAGAGUGUACAAUGAAUACAGUGUAGAUAAAAAAUGAUUACAUUUUCUUUCUUUGAAACAUAAACCAAGUGACUCCAAUCAGUUAACGAUAUUACGUAAUUAUCGUCUAUUGUCUGUGGUAGAUAACUGUCUAACAACCCGACAUCUUUGGACUCCCGUGGUUAGAACUUCUGUAAUCUCUACAAACCCUUGUAUACUGAUAAUUAUCAUGUACUUACCAGUGUUUAGCUUUAAGAUGCGAUUCUUGGAGUUCUAGUGGAAAGUUGUAAUCACUGGAUUUCAACCACGUCAAGCGUGAUACAUUUGUUGACAAUAAGCAGUGGAAGAGGGUUGUGGAACAUCGUGAAUUGAAGUUGGAAUUGUACACGAUUGGAUCCUUGUUCAGUGGUCUUGGGGUUAGGCGUUCAUGCGCGAGAUCAGAAAUUAUGGUUUCGAUUUUCGGAUAUGUAUUCAUGGAUGUUCACUGCUAAAACGUUGGCUAAAUGUUUGGUUAUUUCUAGAAUCAAACCAUGGGAAAAUUUCAUUUUUUUGAUCAUACAAGAGACUUAUUUACUAAAACAACAAUUAAAUUCAAGAUGUCAAUUCUACUUUAUGUUAUUGUAUGCAUAACAAUUCGCAAGGGGUUUUAGUUGGGUCAUUAAGAAUAAUUAAUGGUAUAUAAUAUACUUGAAAUAUAAGAGUAGAGGAUACGUCUUCCAUUCAUUUAUUUCUUUAGUAUUCUUUGUUCAAUAAAUGUGCUUUUAACUUAAAAAGCAACAUUGCUUCUUUUUUUCCUUAAGCUUGGACUAAUACUUGUGAGGAUUGUUCAAAAUCAUGUAAUCGUUCAGUGAGAGAUUCAUUAGAAAAGUACAGGGAAAAAUGCUAUCCAUCUGAAUCAAUCAAACAUGAUCCAAGAAAGUAUUAGUUGUAUUAAUAUUUACUUAAAAGGAUUCACAUAACAAGUUAUUUUUGAUUUAAAAAUGUUUCUUUGUAAAAAUGCAAAGAUGACUGCAAUUUUAUCAACUGUUCAUAGAAUAAUGUAUCUAUCAUAGUUAUUUUCAGUACUUUUUUUCUUACUCAUUUAACUUAAAAUGAUCAAAUGACCUUUUGAUUAGAUUAUACAAAUAAACAUACAUUUUGUGAGACGGCCUCUCGAAAUUUCUUUUAAUAAUAAAUUUAUUCUUAUUAUGUUUGUUAAUAUUAUUAUGGAUUCUAUCAUAGCUGUAAUGAGUUUACGAUUCAAAUGCCCCAAAUGCCCUGGUACGGCUGA
This is a messenger RNA of Schistosoma rodhaini, 4034 nucleotides long. NCBI's taxonomy places the organism in Eukaryota, Metazoa, Platyhelminthes, Trematoda, Strigeidida, Schistosomatidae. The record is from the annotation of a GenBank genome assembly.